UUGUGUUUGUUUAUCAAGACAAGUUGAGGUUGAGGUUAGGUUUGGUUGGCAAACACGUUGGUUUUAGUUUAAUGUUUUCUUGGUUUUAUUUAAGGCCUACUAUACUUACUUGGUUAUGUUGUUAAUGUAUUGAUGAUUGUUGUAAAUUGCGAUAUAUUGCAGAUUAUUUCAAUUCAUAGUUGAGCUUAGUAACUCAUAUUGUUAUUUUUCUUACAAGCUUUUUAAGUGUUGUUGCUAUGGGAAAGAAAGACAAGAAAAAGGGUAAAGGUGCCGAAAAAACUGCAGCAAAAACUGAUAAAAAGCUCUCUCAAAAGAUGAAGAAAGAAUUAGCAGUAAAAGGAGAAGACGAGAUAGAUAAAAUUAUUGCUCAAAUUAAUGAAGAAGAACGGAAACAAAAAGAAGUUGUCAUAAAAUCAGUCUCAUCUCCUUCUUGUAGAUCAAAUUUUUCAUUUACUGCACACCCUGAAAAAGAUGAACUCAUAUUGUUUGGUGGGGAAUAUUUCAAUGGUCAAAAGACUUUCUUGUACAACGAGAUGUUUAUAUACAAUAUCAACCGAGGAGAUUGGACGAUGCUGAAGGCCCCGGCUGGCCCCCCGCCACGAUGUUCACACCAAGCAGUGGCUCUGCCUAUUGGUGGAGGACAGUUGUGGGUGUACGGCGGAGAGUUCGCCAGUCCUACACAAUCACAGUUCUACCACUACCGUGAUCUCUGGGUGUUCCACUUCGCCACUCAUCUCUGGGAGCAGGUCAAUGCGCCUGGUGCUCCUUCUUCUCGAAGUGGUCAUCGUAUGAUCUGUGUCAAGAAACAGCUGUUUGUGUUUGGCGGUUUCCAUGACAACCUCAGGGAAUACAAGUACUUCAACGAUGUCUACAGUCUCAACUUGGAGACACGUACAUGGACGAAAAUAGAACCUGUUGGCACACCUCCUGCGCCAAGAUCUGCUUGUCAAAUGGUGGCGACUCCUGAUGGCAAAAUCCUAGUCUUUGGAGGCUACAGCAAAGUGAGAGUUAAGAAAGUUGAAGAUAAAGGAACAAUUCACAUGGAUGCCUUCUUAUUGGGACCUGACAAACAUGACUCGACUGGACAGAAGUGGAAAUGGAGUCAAGUGAAGCUUGGUGGAGCGAAGUACUCCCCUCGUUGUGGAGUAGCCCUAACUGGAGCACCAGGCAGUAAAGCUUACACGUUCGGAGGUGUGUUUGACGUUGAAAACGAUGAAGACGACGACAUCGAUAGUGAAUUCUACAAUGAUCUACACUGUCUAGACUUGGAGAAACUUGUCUUCAGGACAGUGGCCUUGUCUGGUAAGAAAGAAGGCUCCAAACCAAAGAGAAGGCGGAGAAAAGAAAACGACAAAGAGGAAGAAGGAGACGAGGAUGGUUCUGAAGGAGAAAUGGAAAUUGAAGAUAAACCAGUUGAAACACCAGAAGUGCAGAAGGUGUCAGACGACGGAGUGUUCACUAUGACAGUAGGUCCAGCCUUGACCUCCAGUGAUGCCAACACAUCAGCUGUUGCAGAAAACAGUGGUGCCACCCCGACACACCCUCGACCUCGGAUGAACUGUGGUCUGGCAGUCAAACAUGGCACCCUGUAUAUGUACGGAGGACUGUUUGAACAGGGAGAGCGAACUUUCACCCUCAGUGACCUUCAUGCUUUAGAUCUGCACAAGCUAGAUGAGUGGAGGACACUAGUUACAUGUGACGUUGCUUCUCAAGAGUGGCUCGCCUCAUCUUCAGAGUCGGAGGAGAGUUGCAGCGACGACGACGAUGACAGUGAAGAAGAUGAGGAGAUGGAUACAGACUGAGUGAUAACAUACGUGCUCCAUAGCAUGUAUUGUCUGUGUAUACAAGAUUACAAGAACAAUGGGAGAGCCAAAUCAAGAAUGGUACCACCUGGAAAUUAUAUCUUUUAUACAUUAAUUUGUUUUGUAAAUAAAACUUUCAUUUUCCUCAUGA
Macrosteles quadrilineatus (aster leafhopper) is the source of this 1953-nucleotide messenger RNA. RefSeq names its product kelch domain-containing protein 4-like. Lineage: Eukaryota; Metazoa; Arthropoda; Insecta; Hemiptera; Cicadellidae. The transcript is spliced from 10 exons. Gene Ontology annotation, molecular function: protein binding. The coding region runs from base 237 to 1802 and encodes 521 amino acids. The record is from RefSeq and is a predicted model, not a curated record.